This is a messenger RNA of Trichogramma pretiosum, 2509 nucleotides long. Its product is annotated as fukutin-related protein. Gene Ontology annotation, biological process: protein O-linked glycosylation via mannose. Gene Ontology annotation, cellular component: Golgi apparatus. Bases 1013 to 2494 code for a protein of 493 amino acids. The transcript is spliced from 4 exons. The record is from RefSeq and is a predicted model, not a curated record. Lineage: Eukaryota; Metazoa; Arthropoda; Insecta; Hymenoptera; Trichogrammatidae.
AUGAAUGAAUAAACAUGAUAUAUACUUGACGAAAAUUGAAUAAUGUAAUAUAAGAGACCCUUUUUCUUUCUGUAAAGUUGAUAAUAAAGACAAACUGGCGUUUCUGAUUGUAUUAAUUGAUAACAAAAAACAAAAACAAAAUACCUUUGUAAGUUACUAAAAUAUCUAUUAAUUAUUCUUAUUUUUUCGUUGGGUUGCUACUUGAUUUUGGCACUAACUAAUAUGACGAUGAUGGAAAUAAAGUCAUUCUUUUUCGAAAUUCUUGAUGUACUGCAAUUAUUUCAAAAACAAAUUUUCACUUUAAUUUAAUUCAAGUCUAAUUUUUCUCCUUUUUACUAUUGAGAACAAAACUCGAUAUACCCAAAUGGAACAAUUUUAAAAAUUUGCAAGUUUCGCGCGUGCCCUUCGGCAGCGUCACGUGAUCACUGAGUGCCUGCAAGUUCUGCGAAAGCAAAAGCACCCGUGCAGGAACGAAUACGCUCCUUGUGAAUAACGAGAGCCGCAAGCGCAAUCGCUCAAGCUCUAAUCAGUUAUAUAGUGCUUUUAAGUUUGUUUCUCUUCCCGGAUGUACUGCCUAUCAAACUUACUUACCUCCGUCGACAUUGUGUUCUUUUUUAGUUGAAAAUUCAAACGGUCGUUGAAUCACAACGUUCCAUGGGCUACUCGAAUCUUUCGUGAAAAUUUAACAGUAAACCGUUGUGGCGGGUUAGGCGUGUGCGCGCUUGAUUAGCGAGCGCCACAGGAUGUCUACCCGAUCGAUGCCGGCUGUCCAUUGUUGCUACUGUCGCUGAUUCGCAAAAAAACGGUUGAAUGCUGCUUUCGUUUCCGUUGGACACAGAAUUCCAAGAGAAGAGAUGAAUUUGAAUCAUCGAAGAAAGCAGACUAACUUAAAGUCUGAUUACUGUUCUUCCUGCAAUUUGAGAUAUGGGCAAUUAAUUAUUGUGAAGUAUGAAAACAGUAUUUUGUGCCAACAGUGGUGAAAUAGAUUGACCAGCAGCAACGAAUAGUAAAGAUGGUUCGUUUAAAACCAGUGAGAAUCUUAAUACUUCUUCUUCUUGUAGCCAAAUGCAUGUUUUGGUACAAAGUUAUAUUUUCAAGCGAAUCAUUAAAAUUAUCAAAAGGCAAUAACAGUGUAACUGAAGUGCCCCAAAAACUUCAUAGACGAUUGGCUCAUCUGGUUACAAUUGUUAUCAGACAGUUUGAAAGUUUUGAAAAUGAUAUUACGAAUACAGUCAAAACAAUAUUGAAUUCGUAUCCAACUAUGAAUAUUAUAAUCGUAUCAAAUGACUUUUUGUAUCCACCUUUGGAAUUGGAUUUUACAAAUCAUACUUUGAAGAAUGUCAAACUUGUUUACUUACAACCCAGUUUCGGUCGAACUGUCAAAGAAAGAAAUCCUGUCAGUUUUAUAACUACAAAAUAUAUUGCAUUUCUGCCUGAUGCUACUAGACUAAUUACCAAGCAGACACUUCAGGAAGCUAUUGAAAGUGCAUCAAAAUUAGGAAUUGUUUCUGUGCCAGUGGGCAAAAAUUCUUUGGGUUGUCUCAAUGCAAAAUUAAGGAUAAAACAAUGGAGUUUAAAAGUUUCAAAAGCAAGUGGAACAGAGUGCGAUAUAGUAUCUGGAAAACAUGUUACAAUCAUAGAUGUAGAUAUUAUUAAUAAAUUGACGGAUCCUUUUAUGCUGCCAUGUCCAAAUGCUUUAUACAUACAAACAACUGCAUUGGGAAUGAAGGUUCAUAUCUUGAAAAAUCUGCAUUUCUUGGAAAGUAAGCAAUUGUAUAGAAGCCAACAAGCUCAAACACAACUCCAAACACUUCAUAGAACUCGUGAAGCAGAAGCACUUAAAAAACUUGGUAUAAAGCAAGUAACACAUGUUUCUGGUAAUACAGAGUGGUAUGGAUGUACAAGAGAUACACCAAAUUGCUUUGGCCCUGUAGUAAAUGACAUUCCAUCUUACUUAUUACAAAAUCGUUAUACCCCUCCGUGUUGCCUUGCUGGGCUUAGAAAAGUAGCUCUACAUGUUUUCAAUAAACUUGAUGAAGUUGGAGUGCGAUAUUGGCUAGAAGCAGAAUCUUUGUUAGGAGCUAUGCACAGUGGUGAUAUUCUUCCUUGGGAUCAUAAAGUUGUAAUUGGUAUCAAUAAGGAUGAUCUAAACAGAUCACCCUGGAUAGUAAAGGCAAGAAGUAAGGCAGUUGUCGAUAAUAAAGGUUUUGUGUGGGAAAAAGCUACAGAAGGAGAAUUUUUCAAGGUUCAGUAUUCCAAAGUCAACAGAUUACAUGUAAAUAUAUUGCCAUUUUAUUCCAAAAAUGGCACUAUGACACGGGAUGCAUGGUUUCUGAAAGUUCGGGAUUUUUCAGAACACUUUUUACAUCCAAUGUCGAGUAUUGAUUUUAUUGGAAGACAAGUGCCCAGUCCGAAUAAUAUAAGAGAUUUUUUGGAAUUGAAAUUUUAUAGAGGUGUAAUAGAAAACCCAGAGUUGUCUGUUAAAAGAUUUUAAAUGUUAUUGUUUUGA